AAGUGACCGGAUGUUAUUUUAACGCAUGCGCGAAUUGCUCACAACUUGGGUAUCACCCAUAGAAAGUCAGCAUUGACGUAAUUUUACAAGAUAUUUAAGGUUUAAGAGAAGUCAUGACAUCACUUUUGAUGCUGAGACGAUGAAGCGUAUCACGUUUAAGAGCGUGAAGCUGUCCUUACACCGUCGUAGGCGAAGUCCGACCGAAGAAGGGACAGGAAUAGGGGAUGGGGAAUCAACAUCUGAAUCCAACAGCCCUGGUGCUCCGGAGUCGAACUCAGAGGUGAGGAAGAAAGAGAAGUUAGGACUUUUGAAAAGUUUCAAGCGUCGUCUAACGACGAACCUCCGUCGAAAAAGUGAUGACGGCCAUGACAGCGACCACAUCGAAGCCCACUAUAUGGCUGUGCCUUCAAAACGCGACUCCAAACGACAUAAGAACAAAUGGAAACCGCCUGAUCACUCUUCCAAGUCAAACUCAUCGUCUCAUAGUUGUGAUAGCCUAGAUCUGAAUAUUACCUCAAACAGUUUUCAGAAGAUGUGUGACAUACAAAGUAACACCGACGCGUAUGACGUGAACGUCAAGAAAGACAAAGCUAGCUGUAGGACGAAAGACAUGGCUCGCUUUCAAGUGACAGACAAAAUUAAGGCAGAUCAGCUCACUAAAGCAUGUGUUGUUAAAAAUGGAAGUGUCAAAGAAGGUAACAUUUGUGUUGAUAAGGUGACUCUUCCAUACUUGGAGGGUAGAAUUGAAGUAGCUAGAUCCCCAACAUUUACUGACUGUGAUGAAGAGCGGGAGGCGCCAAAAGUUUGGAAUUUGACUCAAGAGUUAUUUCGGCUUUCAAAGUUUGGUUGGUACUGGGGUCCCAUUACUCGUGUAGAAGCAGAAGAUAAACUUGCCAAUCAACAAAACGGUGCUUUCCUGGUUCGAGAUAGUUCUGAUGAACGAUACUUGUUAAGUUUAAGUUUCAGAUCUUAUGGUCGGACUUGGCAUACACGGAUUGAACAUUGCAAUGGAAUGUUCAGCUUUUAUGCUCAACCUGAAACAGAAGGAUAUCCCUCCAUUGUGGAUUUAAUUGAACACUCAAUGAAUGACUCACAGACGGGAAUUUUUUGUUAUUCCCGAUCACGAUCCCCUGGUGCUCCAUCAUUCCCUGUGCGGCUGACAAAACCUGUUUCAAGAUUCACCCAAGUGCGCUCUCUACAGUAUUUGUGCCGUUUUGUUAUUCGCCAGUACACUCGCUAUGACCACAUUCAACAGCUUCCUCUUCCAAAGAAAAUUAAAGGAUGGAUCGAAGAAAAUCAGUACUAGAUUAAGCAUUGAAACUACAUGUAAAUCGAAAUUAAGAAUUUCCCGGUUGUCAUAUUUAAAUGUCAUUGUAAACAUAGUGUUUGUAAGAAAUAUGUGCAAAUAUAUUUGUUUAAUGGAAUUACCUCCCCUUAUAAAAUUAAUGGCUCAAUAAUUGCCUUUUUUAUAUGUAUUUAUUAUGCUAUGUAUUUUAAUAUAUUUGACAUCACAGAAUGUAAAUUACAGGUAUUACUUUUAGUUGUUGUAAGUGCAUAAUAAAUGUUUUAAAAUCUUUCACUUAAUAUAGAUUUGGAUGUCAGAAAAUCCUAUUUAUAUUUUUUCUCAUUCAACAUUUGAAUCUCUCUAUUCAAUAGUUGUUAUAUUUAAGAUCUGAUUUUUGUAAAUUUCUUUGCUGUAUGUAGAUGUUUCUUGGAUUACAACGAGUAAAACUGUGUUCCAUUUAUAAAUGGUACAAUUUCUGGAUUUCCCUCUAUACUGUAUUUGAAUUGUAUACAGGUUGGGCAAGUUGUAUGGUGUGGAUAAGUACUUGAAUGAAAAAUCUGUUUAUGAAACACAAAAUUUAGAAGAUUAAUAAUCUAAUUGACAUAUUUCAUAAUAUCAAAUUGGACAGGUACAUUCAGUUUUAUUUGACAUGUGCAUUUGAAAAUUUAAACACUUUAAUUUAUUUAGAAGUACAACUUAAAUUAAAAUGCCUAUGUACCCUGGGUAGUCUCUUUCGACACAUUGUCAUGAAUAAGCUUUAUCACACAAUGCUUUAUCGAAAUGUAAAUUUACACAAAAUUUGUAGUAUAUUGUACAUGUAUUUAUUAAUGUAAUGUGGUGCAGUAUUCUGCAAAAGAAAGUCCACAGUUAUAACACGUUAUUGUUUAUAGUGGGUUGUUUUGUUUUUUUUUGUGGACUUUUAACUACAAGUUAUUCUUACAUUGUAACAUUAAUCAAUAUUUUGUUUUUUGAUUUCGAUGCAAGAGACAGCAAUGGUUUCUACACAAGAACGCUUACUACUAGCUUUAAUUUUGAUUGGAAUUGCAAUCUGCAUUCUUGCAACAUGAUUUUGUUUCUUCUUUUUGUGUGUAAAUGUAUUGGCUUUUAUUAUUAUUAUUUUUUUUUUUUUUUUUUUACAGUUUGUUAGUUUUUUUCUACAAGCGUUACACAAGGUCAUUUUUGCAUAUAUCAAGAUUUAGGCUGUUACUGAGUUUGGGCAUUUUCAUAUACAUAGUAAGCCUUUACAUUUAGAUCUCACCUAACCCAGUUUAUGAACUUUACAAACGUAUGAUAGGUACCAGUAUACAGACAGCAAGAGUAGAAUACAAGUGUAUUUUUUUUUGUAUUUUGUUAAGUAGAACAUUCAUUUGGUAUUGUAAAUUCAGUCCAAUAUUAUCCUUGUUGAAUUUUGAUUUCUUCUCACAGAAGCUUACUGACCAUGGGCCAUCUUACUGAAUUUUUCUUAUUCUUAUCAAUACUAGUAAUUUAUAUUUAUUCUGAUUGAUCCUUCACACUUUCCUGAAGUGAAGCUUGCCAAUUAAUGGUUUUGCUUAAGCAUGCAUUUAUCAUGAUUGUUUUUAAACAACCACAUAUUUUCAUAUCAUGCUCUUUGUUUUUAUAACAUCAAAACAAAAUUCAAGAGUUCAUUUUUUCUUGGGUAGAUUGAGAAUAAUGAAUGUUUAUAAAGACAAAAAGAAGUUCAGUAAGUUGUCCAGUGGUCUCUGUGUGGGAGAUUGGAUUUCCAAUGAUGUCCAAACAGAAGUAGCUAUUCUUCAAGUUGAUUGGCAUUUACUUUUAGGCUACAUAAAAACAUAAGAACAAUAGAAUACUGUGGAAUCAUUUAAAUUCGUGGGGGCCAAUUUUCGUGGAUCAUGACUUUUUUGCUCAUUUGUGGGGAUGUAAUUUCAUGGAUGCGUCGGUUACUGUUUCAGUAACACAGAUAACUCUUUAUAAAUUUGUUUUCGUUGAGGAUUUAAAUUCGUGGGGGAGGGCUACCCACGAAUACCACGAAAAAUGAGCCACUACGAAUUAUAAUGAUUUCACAGUAAAUUAAUUAAUGGAGUUAUCCCCCUUUCCUUUCUUUCUCUGUUUAGCUAUGAUCAGUCUUUGAUGGGUUCUUUCUCUUUUAAUUUGGUACAAGUAUUUUGUAGAUUCUUUUUUGUUUAAGUGCAAUAUUUUUCACAAGAAGUACUAUGGUGCUGGAUUUUUUCAUCACUUUUAAUGUGCAAUAAUGGCUGCAUCUAUUGUAAAAACCAGUCUUUUUUAGAAUACAUAAAUUUAAAAUCAUAUUGGCAUUUCACCAGAUGUGCUCAAAUCUUCUUUACAUUGUACAUGUACAUCUUAUGACAAUGAAGUAUUAGGGAUAAGAAAAGGACUAGUAUUGUUUUAUCUUUAAUGAAAUCAUUUGUAGUGAAAAUAUGUUAAUGUUUUACAUGUAUGUUCAAAAGUAACUUUAAAAUGAACUGUUUAUUGGCAUUUAAUUUAGAUUUGAUUUUUAGUGAUGGGUUAGGAAGAGUGCUUAAUGUCUUUGUGAGACCACAGAUAGACAGACAGACAGACCACCCAAUGAACCACCCUUCAACCCCAUUCUUCAAGUGUCUCAAUGUCUGUAAUUUUGGUGGGGUCAGUCUCAGCUAUCUCCAAAUCUGAGACCCUAAUAAAGCAUUGUAUUUAUGAUAUAGCAGAUGAAACACUUUUCCCAUUUCUGACUAUGAUAUAUAUGAUAACAACCCAUGACAAAAUUGAUUGUUUCCUAUUGGUUGUAAAUUGACUUUUUACUCAUAUUAUAGAAUUGUUCUAUUAGUAGCAGAGCUGCUCUUUAAGGUUGUUUUUGUGACUUUUGUAAACUUAAAGACAUAGCACACAUUUUUGUACAUGUAUUAGCUUUGAUUUCCUCUACAGAAAUAUUCAUUCAUAUGUGUCAUCUAUCAUUCCAUAACUGAAGCUGGGCUCCUCUGGUGGUACUCAAGUCAUUCAAGUUAAAUAACUUCUGUAAGCAUUUUUUAAAGUGGUACAUAAAAUAUUUCACAUUUUUUCGUGGGAGGGGGGUUGCUUGUACACAGGGAGUGCCCAGUGACUUCACAUCUUACCUACUCUGCGUCGUUUGUUCCCAUCAGCUUGUUUUCACCAUCAGUUCAUCACUCACUAUAACUGUAGAUGUGACCAUUCUCACCUCUGUUGAUACGCAUUGUAUUUACAAAUUUGGAGACAGCUGAUUAGGUUGCUAUGAAUAAACUGCAAAUCCACAAAUGUA
Molecule: messenger RNA, 4538 nt
Organism: Magallana angulata
Lineage: Eukaryota; Metazoa; Mollusca; Bivalvia; Ostreida; Ostreidae
Product: suppressor of cytokine signaling 4-like
Exons: 1
Coding region: 140-1306 (388 amino acids)
Biological process (GO): phosphatidylinositol phosphate biosynthetic process; intracellular signal transduction; regulation of growth
Cellular component (GO): phosphatidylinositol 3-kinase complex
Molecular function (GO): 1-phosphatidylinositol-3-kinase regulator activity
Source: RefSeq, a predicted model, not a curated record